UAUACGAGGGGGCGGGGCGUUUAAGGAGCGCUCGGUCCGAGGCGUGACAACGGAGGCGCGUUCACGUAUUCGCCACCGGCUCCUGCGCCCAGAGAGGGAGAGAGCAUCAUCACAACACUGGCACAGCCUUCAGCUUCCUCUGGCCGGAUAUCGAGAGAGGACAACAGGGAAUUUAGAGGUGAAAUUAAAAACAACGAGAGGGAACACGAGAGGCUGUGCGCUGAGGAGCCAAGCGAGACCUCAGCAUCCAUCCUUGCUGCAGCAGUGACAGUAGCCUGGUAGUGACAGCAGUAGGAGCAGAUUCGGGGAUUUUCCGUGUCGGUUGCCCGGUGCUCCACACACCCUGUGCCUUUGAACCAGCAGCGGGGAAGGAGGGGAGGACCAGAGUGGAGGCUGUGCAGAGAGGGGGAGGACCAUGGAGGGGAUGCAGGCAUACGGAGCCGGGAAAGCCGGAGGAGCCUUCGACCCCGUCACCUUCUUCCAGCAGCCUCAGACUAUUCUCCGCAUAGUGUCUUGGAUCUUCUCCAUCGUGAUCUUUGGCUGCAUCGCCAACGAGGGCUACAUCAACCGCCCCAGCGAAGUGGAGGAGUUCUGCAUCUUCAACCGCAACCAAAACGCCUGCAAUUAUGGCGUCUUCAUGGGCUCCAUGGCCUUCCUGUGCUGCAUUGCCUUCCUGGCUCUGGAUAUCUACUUCCCCCAGAUCAGCAGCGUCAAAGACCGCAAGAAGGCGGUGCUGGCUGACAUCGGAUUGUCAGCAUUCUGGUCCUUCAUGUGGUUUGUGGGUUUCUGUUUCUUGGCAAACCAGUGGCAGGUCACCAAACAUGAGGACAACCCAUUGAGGGAGGGAGGAGAUGCUGCUCGGGCAGCCAUUACCUUCUCCUUCUUCUCCAUCUUCACCUGGGGCGCUCAGACUCUUUUCUCUAUGGAGAAGUUAAAGAACGUGACGUUUGAAGAGGAGUACACCAAGCUGUUCCCCCCUCAGCCCAGUCAGCCUCUUGUCUGACUCUGCCUUAACCCUCCACAGCCGGUCCAACACACUCCUGUUCAUGACUGUGGCUGCACUUGUGUAAAGGCGCCCAGUAACAGUAAAUAGUGCUGGAAGUGAGUGUAUUUUUAAUCCAGCAGUAAGAAGAACAGUUGCUGCGAGUAAGAUGUUGCUUAAUGUCUUUUAAUGUCUACCAGAGUUCAAUAACUUAUUUCCUGACCACAACACAUUAUAAUGAUAAUUUAUGUGCAGGUGGGUUGAUUCAGUUGUUGAUCAAUAUGCAUGAUUCAACAAUUGCAUCGCCAAAGGCUGAGAUUUCUGGUCUUGAACGCCUCCUUAAAUUUUCUGUAAUCUGUUUUAGAAUGAAAUCCUCCCCGCACACUGGAAUUAAAAUGUUCCUAACCACAAACUAAUAUUACAUCUUCAUGUCUUUUUGAAAUUUUGAUAGGAAAAAGAAGUCAAAGGAUAAGAAAAGAAAAACUUGCAAAUUGAAUGUUCAUCAUUAAAUUUUAAGAUACGAACCUAGAGAGACUCGUGUGUUGGACAGGGUUAAGUUUGAACCUGCAGGUCCUUGCAGGUGCAGUAGUCUUGAUUUACAGAACAGGAAACUUCUCCUCAUUCACAUGAAGCUUACAGAGUGAUGAGUGCUUUAUCUUUUCACUGUACGGGUCAAAGUCAGUGAUAAAGUCACAAUUUCAUGUAUCGAUUUCAUCAUCAGAGUGCCUUGCAUUAAAGUUUUGGAUUUCACUUGGAUUUUGUCUUGAUUUAGUAUUCAGAGCAUUCUGUCUUUAGACUCCAUACUUUAAAAGGACAAUUCAGUAUUUUCGUAAGUGCACUUGGCUUUCCUGAGAUGAGAUGACUGAUACCGCCCACACUUUUGAGUAUGAAACUUGGAGAACAGGAGGACAGCUUUGUCUGGCUGUCAGCACCGCUGAAGUGUAUUAUAUCUCAUUUGUUUAAUUUGUACAAAAAAUAGUGUAAAAAACCACAGCACGCUGUAGUGAGCCGACAAUCACAUCAUGACAUGACAGGGUCAAACAAGUUUAGAGAUGCUGAGAGGUGGAUUUUGUUACCUUCAGACAAACCCACACUAUCCGGUUCCUCUCUUCAUGCUAAGCUAAGCUAACCUAACCAGCUGCUGGCUCCAGCUAACUAAUGUGAAAAAAUGUUUUUCUCCAGUUUUAUGUUUCAAAGCGUGUGUCCACUCUUCCCCCUCUUUGACUGUUUAAUUAAGAUUAGUAGGUAGAUUAGUUGUUUUUUGUAACUGAGACUGACUGAGACAGUUUUAACUGUUUAAUUUCACAUUUUCUUUAAACAUCUCUAAGUGCUGACAAAAAAAAGAGAUUUGUGUUGUUUUACGGUGCAGGACCUCAUCUGUUUAAUAAAGCACAAAGACACAGUUAAAUUGCUUGGUCCCCACCCGCUGUGGACUGGAGUGGCGCUGAGGUGGUGUUCCUCAUUAAGGAGCUAAACAACGACUAAACAGGCUUCUUGCACUGCUACCUGUAGAACUAACUUGCUCUUGCUGACUAAAUGACUCACUUCUAGUAAUAAGCUUUGCAGGCCAACUAAUCGCUUUGUUCUCUGUCUCUUCUCUCAAACCUUCUGCUCUAACACUCCUGCAUCUGUGCUUCCACUUCUGUCCAUUUCUUCACACCUUUUUGUCCUCUUUGCUUUCCUGUCACCUUCCAUCUCCGAUCCCUCCGUCC
Scatophagus argus is the source of this 2694-nucleotide messenger RNA. RefSeq names its product synaptogyrin-1-like. Bases 416 to 1003 code for a protein of 195 amino acids. The record is from RefSeq and is a predicted model, not a curated record. Gene Ontology annotation, cellular component: neuromuscular junction; synaptic vesicle membrane. The transcript is spliced from 4 exons. Lineage: Eukaryota; Metazoa; Chordata; Actinopteri; Scatophagidae.